This is a messenger RNA of Megachile rotundata (alfalfa leafcutting bee), 414 nucleotides long. Its product is annotated as phospholipase B1, membrane-associated-like. Gene Ontology annotation, biological process: phospholipid metabolic process. Gene Ontology annotation, molecular function: glycerophospholipase activity. The record is from RefSeq and is a predicted model, not a curated record. NCBI's taxonomy places the organism in Eukaryota, Metazoa, Arthropoda, Insecta, Hymenoptera, Megachilidae.
CGGAAUGGGACUCCCCAGAAAAUAUGCACAACUAUCGGAAUUUUCGUAAAUGGAUAUUUCACAAAUUUGGAGAGGAGCAGUCACGUAGACCUACAUCGGUGUAUUUACAGCGGCUUCAGAAACAACUACCUCCAGAUGUUCAAUUCCCCUGCAAUGUUACUGGUGGAAGGUCUCCAAAAGUACCAGAUUCAGUUCAUCGUUUAAGACCUGGUGAUAUCGAUGUGAUUGCUGCGAUGGGCGAUUCUGUAACAGCUGGUGCUGCUAUUUUUGCAUCCAAUAUAAUGCAGAUACUUGUCGAGAAUAGGGGAGUUGCUGCGAGUAUCGGUGGACAGGGAAAUUGGCGAACGUUUUUAACACUUCCUAAUAUUCUAAAGGCAUGUUUGUUUUUAUUUUUUCGAAUAUUACGUCAGUGUG